AUGGUGAGAAGCCUUCUUUUUUUGCAUCUCCCUGAAACUAGUGGGUAGCCCGUAGCUCCACGAUAUAAAAUUGCGCCCGACCAAAAACGUUUUACGCGCGAAUGUAUGAAAAAGCUAGAGUUCUAAGCUGGGACUGCUCGCAGCUAAAAUCGCUAAUUUCAAAGAAAAAAAGUUUAUAAUUUACUUAUUUUUUCAGUCACACGAAAUCUUCGGAUUUGCGACGCUGGUCUGGGUAUUCCUAUUAUUUAUUUUCUCGACGAAAUUUAAGUAUAUUCAGAUCUGUCUCGCAAUAACCUACGUGCUUCGAAAGCACCGAAAAAGACAGCUGAAGUUCCAAAAGAGAAUGAUGCGAAUUUGGUUCGAGCAGAUCCACAGCGUCUACUCCAUGUAAAUAGUUAUCAAUGGAGCGAAAUUUCAAAGAUAAAAUGGGCUUUUUUAUAGAAGAACGAUGGAAUUGGAGGUUCUGCGCUUGCAAAUCGCUGAUCAUCGCAGGAUUUUGAGCAACCAAAAGAAGGAAAAAUCCUGA
Caenorhabditis auriculariae is the source of this 526-nucleotide messenger RNA. The record is from the annotation of a GenBank genome assembly. Lineage: Eukaryota; Metazoa; Nematoda; Chromadorea; Rhabditida; Rhabditidae.